AUACAACAGAUAAGAUAUCCCUGGAACCAUCCAAACAGAUGAGGCAAGAGCUGAAGGAACCCCUGCAGACAAGAGAAGAGAUGGACAUAGAGCUUCAGUGGAAGGUGGCAAUUCCUGAAGGAAGCACUCCAUCUUCAAUGCGAGCCCCAGCUGCAGGAAGGAAGGCAAAGCCAGACACGGGCACAGGCACAGCAGACUGGGAUGCUGGGAAGGAUUCUCCAUUAGCCUGGCGCUCUGAAGUUGUGAAGCCCUCCGAGCAUUCUGCAGCCGUGUCUGCAGGGACAACUCCACCAACUCCUACCUUGGAUGCUGCACAUAAGCCCAGCUCCCAUGGCAGGGGUCCUCCACCAGAAGAGACCAAAGACAUGGCAGACAAGAAAUUCCUGGACCCAUUAGAAAUCAUGUGGCAAAUGCUGAAGGAACGUCUGCAGAGAAGGCAAGAAAUCAAAGGAGAGCCUGCGGAGAAAGAAGCAUUUCCCGGAGGAAGCAGGGGCUCCAUGGCAGCCUCUGCUACAGGAAGGGAGGCCAUGCCAGGCACAGGCACAGGAGAUGAGGCUGGGAAGGCUUCUCCAUCAGCUUGGAUGAAUAAAGUUUUGAAGCCCUUGGAGCCUCCUGCAGAUGUGUCUACAGGGAGGACUUCUCCAGCUUCUCCAGCUCCUACCUUGGAUGCUAUACGCAAGCCCAGCUCGCAUCACAGUGUUACUCUAACAGGGAAAAUCCAAGAUACAACAGAUAAGAUGUCCCUGCAACCAUCCAAACAGAUGAGGAAAGAGCUGAAGGAACCCCUGCAGACAAGAGAAGAGAUGGACAUAGUGCUUCAGUGGAAGGUGGCAUUUCUUAAAGGAAGCACUCCAUCUUCGGUGCCGGCCCCUGCUGCAGGAAAGCAGGCAAAGCCAGACACGGGCACAGGCACAGCAGACUGGGAGGCUGGGAAGGAUUCUCCAUUAGCCUGGCGCUCUGAAGUUGUGAAACCCUCCGAGCAUUCUUCAGAUAUAUCUGGAGCAACGACUGCACCAACUCCUACCUUGGAUGCUGCACAAAAGCCCAGCUCCCAUGGCAGGGGUCCUCUGACAGGAGAGACCAAAGACAUGGCAGGCAAGAAAUUCCAGGACCCAUUAGAAAUCAUGUGGCAAAUGCUGAAGGAAUGUCUGCAGAGAAGACAAGAAAUGAACAGAGAACCUGUGCAGAAAGAAGCAUUUCCCGGAGGAAGCAGUGGUUCCAUGCCAGCCUCUGCUGCAGGAAGGGAGGCCAUGCCAGGCACAGGCACAGGAGACUGGAAUCGUGACAUGGGUUUUCAGGAAGUCCUGAUGAAGGAUGGUUUGAAGUUCCUGGAGGAUGCUGGAGGCAAGUUUUCAUUCUGCCCUUCCUGA
This is a messenger RNA of Passer domesticus (house sparrow), 1370 nucleotides long. RefSeq lists its product as uncharacterized. The coding region runs from base 39 to 1370 and encodes 443 amino acids. The transcript has 15 exons. Lineage: Eukaryota; Metazoa; Chordata; Aves; Passeriformes; Passeridae. The record is from RefSeq and is a predicted model, not a curated record.